CCAACCGAUGUUGGAAUAUAUUGCACGGGGCUCAAGUCCACUCCGGAGUUAAUCCAAGGAUUUGAAUGGGUGAUGGAUGGGAAUAAGAGACCGUUCCUAGUCCUGCACCCCAACGGAGGGUGGGGAUUUGAUUUGUCCACUCAGACAUUCCAAGACCGCGAGGAGAGUGAUCGGUGGGCAGAGGAUUUGGCCAUCCUUGUCAACGAGGCAAAAGGGAGGGGC
Molecule: messenger RNA, 222 nt
Organism: Suillus paluster
Lineage: Eukaryota; Fungi; Basidiomycota; Agaricomycetes; Boletales; Suillaceae
Exons: 1
Source: RefSeq, a predicted model, not a curated record